GGGCCCACGAUACAGUGUUUUUAUUUCUUGCUUUGUUUCACGUCCAGAAAAUAACAGCAAUGGUGGAUAUUUGAAGAAAUGUCCAUAUCAGAUCGUUCGUGUGACAUUUUCGUAAUAAUUACCGGAUUGAUAUCAGAGCCAAAUCCACAGGAGGGAGGAUGAAGCGGCGCAAUGCGGACUGCAGCAAGCUCCGACGGCCGUUAAAACGGAACCGAAUCACCGAGGGUAUAUAUAGCAGUACCUUCCUGUAUCUGAAGUUUCUGGUGGUGUGGGUGCUGGUGCUGCUGGCAGACUUUGUGUUGGAGUUCAGGUUUGAGUACCUGUGGCCCUUCUGGCUAUUCAUACGCAGUGUCUACGACUCCUUCAGAUACCAGGGGCUGGCGUUCUCAGUGUUCUUUGUGUGUGUGGCGUUUACGUCUGACAUCAUCUGCCUUCUCUUUAUCCCUGUCCAAUGGCUGUUCUUCGCUGCCAGCACCUACGUCUGGGUCCAGUAUGUCUGGCACACAGAGAGAGGAGUGUGUCUACCCACCGUAUCGCUAUGGAUACUGUUUGUGUACAUGGAAGCUGCCAUCCGCUUCAAGGACCUGAAGAACUUCCAUGUGGACCUGUGUCGGCCCUUCGCUGCUCACUGUAUUGGCUACCCGGUGGUGACUCUGGGCUUUGGCUUUAAGAGCUACGUCAGCUACAAGAUGAGACUGAGGAAACAGAAAGAGGUGCAAAAGGAGAAUGAGUUCUACAUGCAGCUCCUACAGCAGGCUCUGCCCCCAGAGCAACAGAUGCUACAGAGACAGGAGAGAGAGGCAGAGGAGGCGGCCAUGGCUAAAGGUGUGUCAUCAGAGGUGGACCCUACCCCGCCGGUUUCCCAAAACGGGUCAACUCCCGGCAAGAAGACCCCCGUUAACGCUUCUGUUCCCUUACCGGAACUGGAGUACCGGGAGAAAGGGAGAGACGGCAACAGCAAGGAACGGGAGGGCAAACAACAACACACAAUAGGAAUCAACAACAACAGUAUCCUCCACACACUGGACUCCACAUUACAGGAGACAGAGUAUAUGGAGAACACGGGGGGGAAGAGACUGAACAACGACCUCAGAGGAGGAGAGAGCACGGGCAACACACACACUCCUAAAGAGGAGGUGGGGGGAACAGGGGGAGGGGGGGGGAAGAACUACAAAAACGCCAGCGGAGGUGGUGUGGCCACCAACUCCUCCCCUCGGAAUCACAGCGCCACCAAUGGGACCGUGCCGUCGUCUGGCUCGUCCAAUAAGAACGAGAAAAAGACAAAGUCUGCGGGGAAAGGAGGAGCCAAUCAGAAGGAUCCCGUGGAGAACUGCAUUCCCAACAAUCAACUGGGCAAGCCGGACGCUCUCGUGCGGUUGGAGCAGGAUGUGAAACGGCUGAAGGCAGACCUGCAGGCGAGCCGUCAGUUGGAGUCAGAUUUACGUUCUCACCUCUCCUCGCUGACCAGCCAGGACAGGAGUCUGCGCUCAGAGCUGGGCCAGCUGCGACAAGACAACGAGAUGCUGCAGAACAAUGCUGACCAGGCCAAGCAAAAGGACAAGCAGACCAUCUCCCAGCUAGAAAAGAGGCUGAAGGCAGAGCAGGAGGCGCGGGCGCUGGCGGAGAAACAGCUGGCUGACGAGAGGAAGAGGAAGAAGAUGGAGGAAGCCACCGCAGCUCGGGCUGUAGCACUAGCCGCAGCCUCCAGGGGGGAGUGUACUGACUCCCUGCGUGGACGGAUCAGAGAGUUGGAGACGGAGUGUAAGAAACUCGGCAUCGACAUGAAACUCAAAGAAGAGCACAUUAGAGAGCUGGAGGGGAAAUGCCAGGAGCUGCGUAAGUACAAGGAGAAUGAGAAGGACAUGGAGGUGUUGAUGUCAGCUCUGUCGGCCAUGCAGGAUAAAACUCAGCACCUAGAGAACAGCCUGUCUGCUGAGACCAGGAUCAAACUAGACCUCUUCUCUGCCCUGGGGGACGCCAAGAGACAGCUGGAGAUCGCACAAGGUCAGAUCCACCAGAGAGACCAGGAGAUAGCAGAGUUGAAGCAGAAGAUAGCUGAAGUGAUGGCUGUGAUGCCCAGUAUCUCCUACAGCAACGACAGCAGUAGCCUCAGCCCUGUUACGCCACACUACUCCUCCAAGUUCAUGGACAAUAGUCCCUCUUCCCUGGAUCCCAACGCUUCUGUCUACCAGCCACUCAAAAAGUGACAGUAGUACACACAUUUAAUACACACUAACACACUUACUCACAAGGCAGCAUACAUAGUUCCAUACACACAUUUUCAUACAUACAAAGAGAAAAACUUUUGGUCAUGUUUUUAGUUGUGUUUUUUGGGAAGUGAUAGGAAAUGUUCUCGGAGGUGUCUAGUACUAGCCUCUCAAAAUGGGACACACCAGACCCAAUUGGUCAUGGGUUUGUUCCCAUGGCGACGCUCUGUUUUUGGAACAGAUGGAGAGGUUGUUUUGUGUGUUGUGUAAAACGACAGUAGGGAAGAUGUUGACGUUUUAGCGAUUGAGCCAUUCUGAUUUAACUGGUAAGAGAGACAUAAAGGGACAUCAGGUUGACAAGGACUGUGUCCAAAAUAACACCCGAUUCCCUAUAUUGACCCGGGCCCAGUGGGAGUUCUCUGAGGGGAGAUGGAGGCAGAUGAGGACUGGCUGGUUAGUUGAUAUGAAUGUUUAGAAAGACUCAUUGCGUUGCUCAGUCACUCUUUCAGUGAUUCAUGCUCUCUCUUCUCCCUCCGUUCUAGUUCAAGUUUUUGACUCGGUGUAUUGCCAAACUUCUCUUGGGUUUUAAAUGAGACAACGGAAACAUUUCAAUUGUUAAAAUGGUACCUUCUGUGAGUUUGAUUAUGAAUGUAAAGUACUUUGUUCAUGUUUUGGUAUUAUUGCCCUAAAGUAUGAUUUUUUUUGUUUUUUAAAACGACACAUUUCAGUUUAGUUAUGAUGACAAUGGUAAUAUCAUCAUAACUAAAUGUACAGAUCGCCAAUUUGUACAUUACUCCAUUUUGAAAAGUGGAACUGACUCCAAACAGCAUCCGGGAUUAUCAAUGAACUCAAACACUCCUGAUUUGUGGCGUUAACUCAAACACUCCGGUCAAGAAAUCCAUAAAUCUCUCAAAAUAGGAUUGUCAAUAAAUAUGACCUGGUACUGUCUAGACUCUAGAGGUUAAGCUAUGUCAUCUGUUUGCUGUGAAACGUACAUAAACCUGUCUCUCCUUUUGGACCAAAUUACAAUCUGUUGUUAGGCCGUAUAACUAAAAACCUACUGGAUUUAAUGAUGUCUAGGUAACACUGACUCAAGUAAACAAUGGAUUUGGUUCAUCCCAUUUUGUAUAGGGAGUAGGAACGACCCUGUCCGCCAAAACAGCUAUUAACUAUGUCUGGAGCCUAAAGUUUUACCUGGCCAGCCCAAGUGGUCAGUAGAACAAACACCAGGCCUUUAUGUCCAAUACUACGGUAGCCCAGAGUGGACAUCUAUCUGUUUACAACCAGGGUUGGGGUCAAUUCCAGUCAAUUCAGGAAGUACACUGACAUUCCAAAUGUACCUUUUUUUUAAUAAGGGAAAAUGUGGAAUUGGAAUUUGGUUAACUCUCUUGAAUUGAAAUGGAAUUGACCCCCGAACCCUGUUUACAACCAUGUACAUUAUUACAUAGCGAUUUAAAUGUUCUCGUAUUUCAGUUCAAAGUGCCACGUUUUGGUGUUUUCUUAAUACCAGCUCCCUCCCCAUUCGUUUAGAUUGAUGUAUCUCCAGCUCGCUUUAGGUUUGGAUCAAACCAUCAGAACAUGGCUACACAUUGUUGUGCUCAUGUAUUUGACAUGUAGUGUUAUGUUGUUUUUUUUGACAUUCAUUGAAAGCAAGUAGAGUGGAUUGGUUAGAUUUGACUCAAUCACUGCACUAUUAUUGUGCUUAUUUAUAUGUUGCAGCCAUUUUUUUUUUUUCUCUCUUAUUAAGUAUUAUGUUUGGAUUUCUCUCAAUCUCUUUGUAGAAUGAGUCCAGAUUUGUUUCUGCUCAUGCCAACUCCUUAUGGAAUUUUCACGCCCCCCCCAAAAAAAGAAAGAAUUGGCGUGACAACUCCAUUGAGUUGGCAAACAGCGCUAAACAGAUCUGAGACCAGGCUAAUCUCUUUCCGACAGGGAUGAUCGUGUGACGUUUUGUAUUUGGGGAAGUUACACCCUGCCCACUGGGCACACACAGGUUGAAUCAACUUUGUUUUCACAUCAUUUCAAUGGAAUUACGUCGAACCAACUGGAAUAGACAUUGAAUGAACUGUGCCCAGCGGGUGAUCAGUUUGCCGUGUUUUCUGCUGUAGGGUGAAGUUGCCCCAUAGACGGUGAUCUUGGGUCAAUGAAAAAAAAAAAAAUCCCCACUAUUGUUAAAAUUAGGAUUAGGGGAGAGGAAGCUGAUCCUGGAUCCUAGAGGAAACUUCAUCCCUGAGCCGUGUUUUCUCAUGUUUCCUACCUGGAAGGUAUUGGUGUGGAUCAUAAUAACGGACUUGUGACUUGUUUUUAAAUAUGUUCUACAUGUUUUAGUGGGAAAGAAAAUAAGUGUUUCGUUUCUCUGUUUUCGUUGUUCCACCAUGUUGUUUUCUCAACGUGAUGAUGAUGAUGUCGGCUGCGUCCAAACUCCUUUCACUUUGGGGCCAUCACCUGGAAUUAAAAAACGAUUUUGCAGGCGA
Messenger RNA from Salvelinus namaycush (lake trout), 4678 nucleotides. RefSeq names its product macoilin-1-like. Gene Ontology annotation, cellular component: rough endoplasmic reticulum membrane. NCBI's taxonomy places the organism in Eukaryota, Metazoa, Chordata, Actinopteri, Salmoniformes, Salmonidae. The transcript is spliced from 11 exons. Gene Ontology annotation, biological process: neuronal signal transduction. Bases 159 to 2207 code for a protein of 682 amino acids. The record is from RefSeq and is a predicted model, not a curated record.